Messenger RNA from Exophiala dermatitidis NIH/UT8656, 1360 nucleotides. RefSeq lists its product as uncharacterized. NCBI's taxonomy places the organism in Eukaryota, Fungi, Ascomycota, Eurotiomycetes, Chaetothyriales, Herpotrichiellaceae. Gene Ontology annotation, biological process: positive regulation of helicase activity; mitochondrial DNA replication. The record is from RefSeq and is a predicted model, not a curated record. Bases 267 to 710 code for a protein of 147 amino acids. Gene Ontology annotation, molecular function: single-stranded DNA binding. Gene Ontology annotation, cellular component: mitochondrial nucleoid. The transcript is spliced from 2 exons.
UGAAGAACCGCGUCUGCGCAGGUCCAUUGAUCGAAUGGCAGAACGUCACUCAUCUGCCAGACUUUAUCACAACAACAAUUCGCCCUCAGCUCUGGAUCAACUUAGGCACUGAACACGUAUCCUGGAAAGCAAAGCACCUCUGACGAAAACACCCAAGAACCGAACUUGAACCACUCACUGCGUCACCCUUCUCGUGCGCAGUCCACAUUCCAAUCCAUCCCAACCACCCCAUCCAAAAUCCUAGUCUCAUUGUCUCCAAGUCCACCAUGUCUACAUUUCUCCGGCCCGCUGGACGAAUGACCUCGAAGCUCGCGACCGCAACUGCGACGUCGUCCGUGCGCCGCACAUUCUCAACAACCCGACCCUCCCAACUGGCGCGCAUGACGCUGGUCGGUCGUCUUGGAGCAGACCCCGAAAUCAGCGAAACUCGUCAAGGCCAUGUCGUCAAAUAUGUGGUGGGCACCAACCACGGACCGAGAGACAAUCGCCAGACUUCAUGGUACCGGGUGGCUGCGUUUCCUCCGGAGGGACCACAGCGGGAUUACCUUUUGGGAUUGAGCAAAGGGACGCUGGUCUACCUCGAGAGCGAUGCGACGAUGCGGACGUACGAGGAUGCGGAUGGCAAAAAGCAGAGUUCGUUGAACUUGGUGCAGACGAAAUUGGAGGUGUUGAAGAGGCCUACGCCGAGAGAUGAUGAUGGCUCACAUUAGAUCUGGGAUCUGGAGCUUGAGUUUUUCAAGGUGAGGGUGGGUAGGAUUAAAUUCCGACAACUGUAUGGUGAUACUGGAGUGGAUUCAUAUGUACAAUCACAAUCUGGAGCUCGCGAUGAGGUGAUGAGAUGGGAGUACUGAGUUUGACUGGGGAUGUUGUUUUGACCCUGUAUAUCGCCGCUCAUGACACUGCAGUCGGAGGCUCUUGGAAGCCGUCUAGGGGACGAAGGUUGGGAAAUCUCCAUCCGUUCACAAUGUACCACACGAAUCCUCCAAACUGAAAUUCCCAAUGGCAUCGAUCAGCAGACGCCGUAGUACACAGAGCACUGCCUAAUGGUCACGGUUUGUACUGCUUAGCGGACAAGCACUCCGGUUGCCGCUGCUAGGCUUUGCGUCGCAGUAUGCACCCUCGUGGCCUCAAGUCCCGCGCUUUCUGUAUCCAUCGUGUGUACAUCUGUCUUGCCUCUGCUCCCAGUCCAAAAAACAAAAAGAAUACAUAGCCAGUGGCGAUCUGCGCCCAUCGGUCAAUACUGAGUCUCCCGGGAUCUGGGACCAAGAUGAUCUUCUCGGACCAAUCCGGUGGAUGGAUGUAAGACCACGAAUAUGGAUGCAGUUGUACCCUGAUAUUGCGAUCGAAUGUAAGGAUUGCC